This is a messenger RNA of Ctenopharyngodon idella (grass carp), 3137 nucleotides long. RefSeq names its product DEAD-box helicase 17 (gene ddx17). Gene Ontology annotation, molecular function: ATP binding; RNA helicase activity; RNA binding. NCBI's taxonomy places the organism in Eukaryota, Metazoa, Chordata, Actinopteri, Cypriniformes, Xenocyprididae. Gene Ontology annotation, cellular component: ribonucleoprotein complex; cytoplasm; nucleus. The transcript has 13 exons. The coding region runs from base 311 to 2311 and encodes 666 amino acids. The record is from RefSeq and is a predicted model, not a curated record. Gene Ontology annotation, biological process: alternative mRNA splicing, via spliceosome.
GCCCAGUUGCGUAGUGGAAGACGACAUUUUCUUUAACCGAGUAAGCACGAAGGUGUUGUUUUUCUAACUCCAAGCUGGCGUAUUUUUCGCGGGUUUGUUGUUUGUAAAAGUCUGUUUUCAUGCUGUAAGGAGUUACAUGCAGAAGUUGCACCCUAAUCUACUCUAAAACACCCUCAUAACAUAUUACAUAUCUACUGCUUAUCAGAAAAAAAACGCAUUUCCACAAACCAGGUAGGACCAGCGUUUCUUCGUUUCGUUCUGGAAGAAAAGGUAAUUAUUCUGCUGGGGUUUUACUUUACUGGUCAAGGAGAUGAGAGGAAGCUCCUCAUAUGGAGACCGAGACAGAGAUCGAGGACGGGACAGAGGGCCUCGCUUUGGAUCCAGUCGAGUUGUCCAACCUCCACCUAAGAAGUUUGGGAAUCCAGGAGAUAGACUGAGGAAGAAGAAAUGGGACCUGGACCAGCUGCCCAAAUUUGAGAAGAAUUUCUACAGUGAACAUCCCGAGGUUCAUCACAUGAGUCAGUAUGAUGUUGAAGAAUAUCGCAAGAGAAAAGAGAUCACUGUCAGAGGCUCUGGCUGUCCAAAGCCUGUUACCAACUUCCAUCAAGCUCAAUUCCCUCAAUAUGUGAUGGAAGUGCUGCUGCAGCAGAACUUUAAAGAGCCCACUGCUAUCCAGGCUCAAGGUUUUCCUUUGGCUCUCAGUGGCAGGGACAUGGUGGGCAUCGCUCAGACUGGCUCUGGAAAAACACUGGCUUAUCUGCUGCCUGCCAUAGUGCACAUUAACCAUCAGCCAUACCUAGAGAGAGGGGAUGGCCCUAUUUGUCUUGUGCUGGCACCCACGCGUGAAUUAGCCCAGCAGGUGCAGCAAGUGGCUUAUGACUAUGGCAAAUCAUCCCGAAUCAAGAGUACCUGUGUUUAUGGUGGAGCCCCUAAAGGUCCACAGAUCAGAGAUUUAGAAAGAGGUGUUGAAAUCUGCAUUGCGACACCUGGCCGUCUGAUAGACUUCCUGGAGGCAGGAAAAACCAACCUACGCCGUUGCACCUACCUGGUGCUAGAUGAGGCUGAUCGUAUGUUGGACAUGGGUUUUGAACCCCAAAUCCGCAAAAUUGUUGACCAAAUUAGACCUGACAGACAGACUCUCAUGUGGAGUGCUACCUGGCCUAAAGAAGUGCGUCAGCUGGCUGAAGAUUUCCUCCAUGACUAUGUCCAAAUCAAUAUAGGAGCUCUAGAACUAAGCGCAAACCACAACAUCCUGCAGAUAGUGGAUGUCUGCAUGGAAAAUGAAAAAGACAACAAGCUGAUUCAGCUGAUGGAGGAAAUCAUGGCUGAAAAGGAGAACAAAACCAUCAUCUUUGUUGAGACAAAGAAACGUUGUGAUGAACUGACUCGUAGGAUGCGAAGAGAUGGGUGGCCUGCAAUGUGUAUUCAUGGUGACAAGAGCCAACCAGAGAGGGACUGGGUACUAUCAGAGUUUCGCAGUGGAAAAGCUCCGAUUUUGAUCGCCACUGACGUUGCAUCACGGGGUCUGGAUGUGGAGGAUGUUAAAUUUGUCAUCAACUAUGACUAUCCAAACUCUUCUGAGGAUUAUGUUCAUCGCAUUGGCCGCACAGCUCGCAGCACCAACAAAGGUACAGCCUACACCUUCUUCACACCUGGAAACCUUCGGCAGGCUCGUGAUCUGGUCAGGGUUCUUGAGGAGGCUAGACAGGCCAUCAACCCCAAACUACUGCAGCUGGUGGACACAGGUCGUGGGGGAAGUGGAGGUGGAAGGAUGCGUUACCGUGGCAACAACUCAAGCUCAAAUAACCCCAACUUGAUGUACCAGGACGAAUGUGAUCGCCGUAUGCGCUCUGCAACGGGGGGUAACAAGGGCAGCCGCAGCAACAACUUUAGCCGUGAUGGAAGGUCAGGUGGGAGCAGCCGUGACGACCGCUUGUCCUCGUCUUCUUACAGAGAUCGCAGUAGGGAUGGACGAAACAACUACAACUCAGCGCCCUCCUACAACAGUGGAGGUGGUGACCAAUACCAGAGCUAUGGGGGCGGAGGAGGGGGGCAGUAUGGCUCCAGAGGGGGAGGCUCGCAUCCAGGUGGGGGUGGUAGUGGGGGAGCCGGAGGGCAAGAUCAAGCUGGACCUCCCCAAGGUAUGUUUGGAGCGCCACCUCCAACUCCUCCUCAGCCUGGGCCAGGUCCGCAACCACUCAUGGCACAACAGUUCCCUCCUCCACCACAGCCUGUCAUGGGAUUCAUGGGUCCUGGCCCAUACCCAUUUGCCUCACCACCACCACCCCUUCCUCCCCCUCCCAGAAAGUAGCAUCCAGAGGCAUUGCUGUCUUUUCAAAUCUUUUGUUGUUGUAAUAGUAACCUGCCCUGUUACCAGUCUGUACGUUUGAAUAUAGCUGUGUAAUAUGGUGUGCUCUUUUUCUGUUGUAUUGUCAUAGAAAAGGAUGGCUUUGCAUUUAAUCAAGCCAGUGGUCCAGGGAAUUGAGAGAAGGGCUUCUCGACUGUUUUUUGGUUCUCAAAUCUGGGUCCUGAAGAAAAACCAGCUACGAAGCAUCUUCAGUUUGUCGUAAAAACUGAAUUAUCUUUAGAUAUUGUGACUUUUUUUUUUAUGUGUAUCUUCCUAAAUACAUCUUUUGAUUACAGUUGGUCAAUACUUAUUCAUGAUGUUUAUUGAUGUUUUUAAAAACAGUGUAAUUUGUUUUAUUAAAGAUUUACUUACUUAGUUUUGCUAACUUUUAGUCAUUUUGCUAACUUCAACCACACACCCUGGAAAACCCACCCACCAAUGUCUGCCAACUCAACGUCAUCAACCUGCAAACAUGCAAAAUGACUGAUAGAUGGAGGUAGCUUCCAUUUCAAAAGCUAACCACUCUGCAUCUUAUCUUAGCACUAGCCAAUUAAUAUGCUUAACCUUACCUAUACCCAAUGCAAACAUUCAAUUAUACUGUUGUUUGCAUUAUUGCAUUACUAUAUUGUAUGAUCAGGCAUUACCAACAGCUAUCCCCUGGGGUCCUGGACAAGACUCAGCAGAAUCAACUUGUUCAUGACAGCCCUCUGAUUGGAAGGGAGCUGGAAAUGAACAAAUUCUUUUUAUAUAAUCACUUUGUAUUACAGAUUUUAAUAAAGAGUUCAAUACA